Molecule: messenger RNA, 855 nt
Organism: Neurospora tetraspora
Lineage: Eukaryota; Fungi; Ascomycota; Sordariomycetes; Sordariales; Sordariaceae
Exons: 1
Coding region: 197-769 (190 amino acids)
Source: RefSeq, a predicted model, not a curated record
AAGUAAGAUUCAGCCCUAUGAUUGAUUACCUCUAACGGCAAGUUGUCGUUGGUCUCUGCAACACUUCUCUUUGAUGAUUGACGUCGGCGGCUCUGCUAGUUGGCUUACUGUCACAUCUCUUGUGUCUCCUAAUAUCUCCGAGAGAAACGACCUCGAGUGACCUCGAGUCGUGACCUAGGGGUUUUUGACUUCGGCCAUGGUCCGUCGCAAGUUCGUUGGCUUCGCACUUGUGCACCCCCACAGGGUCUUUGGCGCUAUUUUGACUGCUAUCCUUUAUUCGGACGGGUAUGGCAAGCAUUUCAGGAGUCGCUUAGACACUGACAAGCAAAUGUCAGAUUCUGAUGCUUUUUACUCUGCCUUGAUCAGUAGCAGAAUCAUUUACGAACAACAGGUCAAAGAGCCUCUCCAGGUAAAUGGUGAGCUCGUGAUAGGCUUCCAACAUUUGUGCCAUAGUGUAGGUCUACACUUCCGGGGAACACAAAAAGAAGCCGAGGGAAGAUGGAGAGAUCGACAGCGCCCAACAGCACUUGCAGAGCACUAUUGUUUGUGCGGCUGGACUUCCCCCCUUCCCCGUCCCCCUCUCUCGGUCGAUGACUUCACCAUACGGUACGGCGGACCGCUGAAAGGGAGCGAGAGGGGUGCCAACAUCGGGGAGCCGGCCUCCGUCUCCAUCGGCGCGGCCAUCCCCGCACCGGAAGGAGGGCGGAGAAGACGACGAAAUCGGCACCUCUUCCAAGCGCUGCAAUUCGGAACCAUCCAAUCAGUGUGAAAGGUCGGGUGCUCUGGAGCUCUUGACGAAAGCGAAGUUGGCGAGGACCGAACUAAGCAAGGUGGCCGGUUGCUAUUCCCUAGUUC